This is a messenger RNA of Plasmodium falciparum 3D7, 957 nucleotides long. Its product is annotated as rifin. The coding region runs from base 1 to 957 and encodes 318 amino acids. NCBI's taxonomy places the organism in Eukaryota, Apicomplexa, Aconoidasida, Haemosporida, Plasmodiidae. The transcript has 2 exons. The record is from RefSeq and is a predicted model, not a curated record.
AUGAAAGUCCACUGCUAUAACAUAUUAUUAUUUUCUCUUCUAUUACAUAGAUUGUUAUUAUCAUCAUCGAAGGUAAAUAUCGAAAUGAACCAUCACAACACACCCCAUAUAAAAAACAGAGAACCAACAAAAUCAUAUAGAUCAUUAUGCGAAUGUGAACUAUAUACAUACAUCUAUGAUGAUGACCCAGAUAUGAAAGAAAUAAUGAACGAUUUUGAUCGACAGACAUCACAACGUUUUGAAGAAUACAAUGAACGUGUGAACAAAAACAGACAAAAAUGUAAAGAACAGUGUGAUAGAGAUAUACAAAAUAUUAUUUUAAAAGAUAAAGUCGAAAAAUCAUUAUCAGAAAAAGUGGAAAAGGGUUGUCUUAGGUGUGGGUGUGGGUUAGGAGGUGUCGCAGCAGGUGUUGGAAUAUUCGGGGCAUUGGGUACCUAUGGUUGGAAAGUCGCUGCAACGGCUACGGCUAUUGAAUUCGCUACUCAGGAGGGUAUAAAGGCAGGUAUCCAAGCAGCAAUUGAGCAAAUAAAGAUUACAGUUUUUAAUAGUUUAUUGAAUGUUGAAUGGUUAAAUUUUAUUAAUGCAUCAAAUUACAAUUCUAUCGCUGGUCUUGUUGAAGCUGUCAAGGCUGCCGUGGUUUCAACUGAAAGAACGUCUGAAUUAUCUAGUAAUACUAUGGAUCGCGUGCGCAAUGCCUUAUCUGAAGCGGAAAAUUGGUUUAGUCCAGCUGUAAGAGAAGGUACUCAAACUACUGCUUCUACAAUAACAACUGUUCAAAGGACUCAACUUGUUGACGUAACAGCUACAAGUACAUAUUCGUACAUGGCAAUUGCUUACUCUGUCAUUGCCAUAUUGAUUAUAGUUUUGGUUAUGAUAAUCAUAUAUUUAAUUUUACGUUAUCGACGAAAAAAGAAAAUGAAUAAAAAAGCCCAAUACACAAAAUUAUUAAAUCAAUAA